AUGCAACGCAGCCUCAACAUCAAGACCUUUGGUGUUGCUGGCCACAGCUCAAGCUUUCAUUAUAUCGCCUACUCAUCGUCCUCAAACAUUGAUCUACGUGCUCACGUACUGCCGUCUCUUACCGUCGAAUUGCCCCCAGUCGUCAUCACAAGUCAAUCCUGGCAUCACAUCGCAGACUUGGAGCUGGCUGAUCCGGGUCACCUAUCUCCAGGUCGGAUAGACAUCCUCAUCGGAGCCGACUCCUAUGGUCGAAUUAUCAAGCCUGGAGUAAUCACAGGAAACUCGGGUCAGCCUAUCGCUAUUCAGACUAUCUUCGGAUGGGCAGUUCUUGGUCCUGCUGGUCCAUCUUCUACCACCGAGCCUGCUCACCAAGGUCAUCUUAUCUCAAACUCGCAGCUUUACGAACUCGUCUCGAGAUUUUGGAAGUACGAGGAAGUUCCAUCCUCUCACCAAGAGUCUCUCAGUGCUGGAGAAGCUGAGUGCGAAGCUCACUUCAUCUCCACUCACUCUCGCGACAGCUCAGGUCGCUACAUCGUGCGCAUGCCCUUCAAACCCAACGUUCCUCCACUUGGACACUCGAAAGGCAUCGCUUAA
Molecule: messenger RNA, 594 nt
Organism: Microplitis mediator
Lineage: Eukaryota; Metazoa; Arthropoda; Insecta; Hymenoptera; Braconidae
Exons: 2
Coding region: 1-594 (197 amino acids)
Source: RefSeq, a predicted model, not a curated record